AUGAAUGAGGGAGAGAAAUCUCAGCAAAGUCAUUCUCCGAUUAUCUUCUUGGAUAUUGAUGGGGUUUUGAAUCGAACCAAACAUGCAACACAUAUCCGGCUCGAUGAUGAUUUGUUGGAACGUUUUCGACGUCUUGUCGAGACGACUGGGGCAAAUAUUGUACUAAGCACCUACUGGAGGCAUUUUCGAGACUACAUUUCCUACAUUCUAAGCAACUAUGGAAUUCCUGAAGAAAAGAUUCUUGGAUCGACACCCGGAUUCAAUCGCAGCAUGAAAGGUCGAAAGGCGAGCGACGAUCAAGAAUACUCUAGUCGUGCCCAAGAGAUUCGAGCUUGGUUACAGGAAUACUUCCAACUUGAGAUGGGGAUCCACAAUUCGGCUAAUAGUGGUGGCGGUCAUUAUGACAAAAUAAGUGAGGAACACGGCAUUCGAUUUGUGAUUUUGGACGAUCGUCCAACAGCUGCCGACGACUCCGAGUUCCUGCAGAAAAGGUUCAUUCACUGUGACACUACACAGGGUAUAACGGAAGAAGAGGUAGACCGAGCGAUACGAAUACUUCUACACGAUGAUGGCUCAUAG
This is a messenger RNA of Cylindrotheca closterium, 579 nucleotides long. NCBI's taxonomy places the organism in Eukaryota, Bacillariophyta, Bacillariophyceae, Bacillariales, Bacillariaceae. The record is from the annotation of a GenBank genome assembly.